Molecule: messenger RNA, 275 nt
Organism: Epinephelus lanceolatus (giant grouper)
Lineage: Eukaryota; Metazoa; Chordata; Actinopteri; Perciformes; Serranidae
Source: RefSeq, a predicted model, not a curated record
UUUCCUGGAGCUCUUGAUUGAGAUCCGCAACCGUCACAACGAUGUGGUUCCCACCAUGGCUCAGGGAGUCAUCGAGUACAAGGAGAAGUUUGGCUUUGACCCCUUUAUCAGCAGCAACAUUCAGUACUUCCUCGACCGCUUCUACACCAACCGUAUCUCCUUCCGCAUGCUCAUCAACCAGCACACUCUCCUGUUUGGUAACGACACUAACCCUGCACAUCCAAAACACAUAGGCAGUAUUGAUCCCACCUGCAGUGUGGCUGAAGUCGUCAGUG